This is a messenger RNA of Egretta garzetta (little egret), 5143 nucleotides long. It is a transcript of the gene OGFOD3, whose product is annotated as 2-oxoglutarate and iron dependent oxygenase domain containing 3. The transcript has 8 exons. Gene Ontology annotation, molecular function: iron ion binding; L-ascorbic acid binding; oxidoreductase activity, acting on paired donors, with incorporation or reduction of molecular oxygen. The coding region runs from base 54 to 1070 and encodes 338 amino acids. The record is from RefSeq and is a predicted model, not a curated record. Gene Ontology annotation, cellular component: membrane. Lineage: Eukaryota; Metazoa; Chordata; Aves; Pelecaniformes; Ardeidae.
GAAAGGCGGCCUGUGGCCUCCGGGCGUGAAGGAGGGGUGGAAAUGGCGUGUUAAUGAACGUGGGUGUGCCCUCCAAAGGAGGGGUGCCGGCCCUGGCCCUCGACCGGGUCUCCCCGGUGUCGGGCGGGGUGGCGGCCGAAGCGGCUCGGGCCCUGUCCUCCCCUUACGUGGGGCUGUGGCUGUGCUCCCUCCUCAGUGCCAGGAAGAGCAGAGGCCAGCAAGAGUCGCGGCGGCGGUGGCUGAAGGCAGCGCUCCUCCUCUCCUCUGCUGCCGUCGGUGGCUUCCUGAGCUGGAGCUACCUGAGCGCCGAGGAUGGGGUCACAGAGGUGCUGGCUCAUCGCGGUGAGAGCCUGCGGGACAAGUUCAUCGAGAUCCCCUGCUCUGAGGACUAUGACAGCCACAAAAGAUUUGAAGGGUGCACUCCUAGAAAGUGUGGAAGAGGUGUAACCGAUGCAGUAAUCACAAGGGAAGAAGCUGAAAGAAUCCGUAGAAUAGCAGAGAGGGGACUGUCCUUGGGAGGAUCUGAUGGAGGGGCAUCGAUUCUGGACUUGCACUCUGGAGCUCUUUCACUGGGGAAGCAUUUUGUUAAUCUGUACAGGUACUUUGGGGACAAAAUUCAAGACAUCUUCACAGAAGAGGAUUUUGCAUUAUAUCAUGAUGUGAGACAGAGAAUUCAACAAAGGAUUGCUCAGGCAUUUGGUAUCAGCUCUGCUUCCAUGUACCUGACUAAGCCAACGUUCUUCUCAAAAAUAAACAACACAGAAGCCAAGACAACACAUGAUGAAUACUGGCACCCACAUGUUGACAAGGUAACUUAUGGCUCUUUUGACUACACGUCACUGCUUUAUCUCUCUGACUACACUGAAGACUUUGGCGGUGGACGGUUUGUCUUCAUAGAUGCAGGUUCCAACAAGACGAUAGAGCCCCGAGCAGGCCGGGUUUCCUUUUUCACCUCUGGAUCGGAGAACCUUCAUCGGGUGGAAAAGGUUCACUGGGGCACUCGCUAUGCCAUCACCAUUUCCUUCACUUGCAACCCAGACCAUGGCAUUGGGGAUCCAGUCUUGAUGUAAUUCCUCUGGGGAUGGAACAUGAGGUCAAAUGAAUUGAGAGAAGCCCUGCAAGAAGAGAGGAAAGAGGAAGAUAACAUCUCUUAUAACCUCACAUUCAAUUAGGAUUUCCCAGCUGUGUUAAUAUAUUGUAAUACACCUGUUUUCACAUGUCCUUUUCCAUAAAUGUUGCAAACAGUGCCUUAAAGACCAUCUUAAAUUUGGUGUAUUCUGAAAAUGGUUUGUCUUCCUAUCCUAAAGGGAUAAUCUACAAAGAAGAGUCCUGUUGUGGGCUCUUUCUUUUUAUUAUUUAUUUUAAAAAUUCUCCAGUUUGAGACACAAACAUUCUUUUGGACCAUGUCUCGAUAUGACCACCCAUGCUGCUGUUACCUGUUGUUUAAUGAUUUAGUCUUGUCAGUUACUAAUGGGAUGUAGAAAGCUUGACCUAAAUUAAUAGAGCAAGAUGAGUGUUAUUCUUCUGAACAUGCCUUCUGUUGAGGAAUGUGUUCUCCUUAGCAUGGGCGUUAGUGGGCAAUACAUCUGUGGCUUGACUACUGGAACUUACUUGAAUUUUUUUUUUUUAUUGAAUGACUACAGAUACUGUCUGCUACAAACUGGGACUAGUUAAUACUUCAGAAAUACAGUUCUCUGGUUAGCCAGAAAACAUACCGCUUUUGGGAUUACAAAUGCUUUGGUGUGCUAGGGAAUGUCGUGGCAUUAGAUCCCUCUGAUCAGAACGCAGCAUUCCCAACUCACUUCAUUUUCUUUCAGUCAUAAUGGACAUGAUCGGUCUUCCUGUUGGAAUCCCAGCGUUAAGGUUGUUAAGAGCUCUUUACGGGGACAGCUUGACCAUGUAACCCUGUACUAAAAAGGAGAGCUGGGCAGAGGUAAUCGGACAGUCCUCUGGAUUCAGCUGAGCAUUCAUUGAUACCUAAUUCCCAGGUAUGACAGUAGGAUUUGGGAGGGAAAGAACUGAGAAAAAUGCUAGUUUUGUUGUGGUUUUCCAUAUGCCAGUUCUGGCCUCCUUAGACUCAAUCCUGUAAACUUUGGCUUGCUGUUGGAAGGCUGGCUAACAAAACCACAUGGACCUGUGGACUGUGGUAUGUGGGGUCCGAGGGGAAACUGGUGUCCACCUGCAUUUCAAAUUGAUAUAGUCUUGAGCUGGAGCUCGAUGAUCAUAAACCACUUUUAGGCUCAAUAAAUACAUGUUUUCAAUGUAAUCUUAAGACCAAGUUGAAGUAAGCUUGGUUUCUUAUUGUUGAUGCAACUACAAAUCUUGUGUUGUGAAAUGCUGUGUUUUAUCUUGUCCAAAACAAUGUUUUAGCUGUUUCAGAAAGUUUCUCAAUAGCUCCUUUUGGACUUUUCUUCAGUUUAGUAUGAAGACUUUUUCUAUUAACUAGGACCAUUAGUCUGUGGUGUUCCUUGAGUAAUAAACUGCAAGGACUUCAGAGAAGAGGGGAUGAUUGCAUUGUAGUACAGAUAAGGUAACAAACAAGUGCAUAACCUUGCCAACUACCUUGCUUAUUACAAUCAAAGAUUUUUGUGGGUCAGCGCAUUGGUAAGUAAAUGGUAGGAAAACCUAAUUUUUUUCUCAAUCAAAUUCUGAAGCAAAUGUUGAUUUGUUUUAUUAAGUCUAUAUAAUUUCUGUGAGACGCUUUGAAAAUCUAGAAAUACCCUUUGAUUAUUUUUUUUUAUGCAUACAGUUUUCACUUUUGUUUUAAUCUACCCUUUUAUGCAAAGAAUAAGUAUUGGGGGGGAUUACAGUGAAGAUCAACAUAAAGAGGAAUGAUAACAGGACACUUGGAGUUGUUCUAUUGUCUCUCUUGUCAUUUGGCACACCAGCAAGAUCAGUCUUCUGUAAUUUCAUUUCAUGUCUAUGCUAACAAGGAAGAAUUGUUAAAAUGGCUGGGUGCUAGGAAAUAAUAAAGUCAGUUGGAUUCUAUAUCUAAAUACUUGUCUUGAAGCCUGUUAAUUCCAAGAAAUUUGCAUUUUACCUAAGUUGUAAGGCGAUGUGAGGGCAGACCAAGAUCAUCAGCAACUGCUUUACUGGCUUAAAACUUGAUUCUGAACAUUACCUUGAGAUUUGAAUGUACAGCCUUGUCCACAGAAAUACCUGAUAGCAGUGGGAUCUAAAUAUGAAUGGACCUGUGUGGAUUUGGGUUGGGAUUCUCCAGGUUGAGGGUCCUAUGUUCCAAAACUCAACUUCACUGUAAGUCCUAUUGUUGCUCUGCAAUGCUGUCAUGUUAAAUUGCUUUGCUGCUUUUAACAGUGUUGGUUGGUUACUUCUGUCUGUCAUGCAGGUUUUGAGUUGCACUAAAUGAAAAUGGCACUUUCAGAGCUGCCCUCCUCAAUACAAAUACUGUUCAACGAGGUUGUGUUAGGCCAUGGAGGAAAUCUCGGCUCAUCUCCUCUCAGAUUUUCAUCUUUCAAAGAUGCUGUGUAUUGUAGAUCUCCUGAACGCUCCGCACCUCUCAUGCUAGGAAUUGACUGUCAUUCAGAAAUAAAAUCAAGUUGGUAUUUGUCUUUUUGAGUGUUUAAGCUUCAGUAAUGUGUUCAAUAUGAUGACCAAACCUGUCAAAUAUAAUUUGUGGAGAAACAUGUGCACUGUACCUGGUAAGAGAAUUCAUCUUUUGAAAGUAGUAUAAUAAUUUAAUAUACUUGAUGUUUCAGUACCAACCAAGGUUUUUCUAUCUGAAGCUUCAGUAUCUGGACUACUAAAAGCAAUAUCUAGAUCUAUGAAGAAAUUAAAUAGCAAAGGAGGAAGAUUCUGAACACAGCCUUCAGCAGGAUAAUUGCAGAAAGGCUGAUGUUCCUGGGGCAGAGUGGGAUUUACAGAAUUCGCUGAUGACUACAAAUAAAUUUGGCUUAAAUUUAUUUUAGUCCACUUAAAUAACCUGAAUAACUUUUUAUUAAGGGUUCUCUCUUCCCGGUUCUUGACAGAGAAUUCUGAAUUUGAAAUACCUUAAUUACUGUCUGUCCUCUUUCAGGUUCAGCCUGUCUGUUGCUACUGGGAAAUGCAGUGCUCUGUUUCUUAGUGCUCUGAUUAUGCUGAGGACGGAAUUAGUUUUGUUAAACGAGCAUAAAUCUGAUGACAAGCUGCUGCAGACGAGUGCUCUUAAUUGAACACAAGGUGAAGGCAGAAUUUGGCUUGAUGUUUCCCAGUUGCAGUGAUUUAGUCCCUUUGUAAAGAGCCCUUGUGGUUCAAACAAAGUGAAGAAAGGUCACUCCAUGUUCCAUGUAAACUGGGGCUACGUCCUGCCGUUAAAUUUACAGCCUUGUACCUGAAAGCGUACUUGUUACAAGUAUUUGGGAAUGUUGAUUUGUAUUUUGAAAGAAGAAUAUUUGGAAGGGAAGGUAAAGCCUGCUUGUGUGAAAAGUCCCAGGGUGAUAUAGGAAAUACAGCAGGAGAGCAAGCCAGAGUUUGAAUCCCUACUAUGAGAUCGAGUGAUGCUUCCUGAGGACUUCUGUGAAAUUGUAUGACUUAAAAAACUGUCUUUCCAUUCAGAGGAUUUGGGGAAUAUCAAGAACUUGUAUAAAAUUAACAGGUAUGUGAUCAGAUUAAGUUUUUAGUGUAAACUGAGCUUUCAAUCCUGUAGCAUGCAUUUAAUUUUAUUUUUUUAUCCCCUAUGACAUCAUCCUAGGAACUCUUGAAUGGACUUUUUGGCAUUUCUCAUGUAUAAAAUUUCAUUGUGUAAGCAGUUGUGGAAUAAUUGUGUUUUAAUUCCCCAUAAAUCCAACUGAAGGUUGGAAAGAUAAAUCAAUACUGAGAUUUUCCUGAAUAUGUAGUGCCUGUGCAAAAUAAUCUAAGCUCCACCUUAAUGAAUUUCCAGUCCAGAAAUGUUUACCAGGAUACUCUAUUUACAAAAAUAUUUUAAUUUGGAUUUAUAGCAGAAAUUUAGCUUCAUGUCUUUUAUUUAUAAGGUCAAAAUCUCAACAGGGUACUUUCUGAGGCUGUAAUGCAUAAAGAUGCCCAUGUUAAAAUAAAAGGGUAGCUGAAAUGGCAUUGAUAACGACUGCUGUCAAGAAAAUCUGGUUUUGUUUCGUCUUCAAUUGCAAUUCUUAUACAUUUGAAUUUCUCCUUUAUAGUUUUCCCUUUU